AUGGAGGGGACAUUCCUCGUUUGGUACGGAGAGGCACAGUACAGCGAGGAUAUGGCGACUCCUGAGCCACCAGUAGAGUAUGUAGAUGUACUCGUGGUAGGUGGAGGACCGGUGGGCCUCAUAACCGCCUACCAACUCGCACGUAACCUCCCCCAACCUACCCACCGCAUCAAAAUCAUCGAGCAAUACCCAAAAUCCUCCCAAGACAACUAUGGUCGUGCCAUCACCCUCUUUCCCCGCAGCUCCGAGGCAAGUUAUGACUUCAACUACGACAAACAUGGCAACGAGGUCGAAGGAAGAGGCUGGGCGUUCAUGCAGAACAUGAAGGACACAAGAUGGGACUUUGCACUGGUGCUACGGCAAAAAUACCAGGAAGAGGUGUUUAGGAAAGCGUUGGCGAAGGAGGGCGUCCAACUCGAUGCGCCGUAUACACUAGUGGGUAUUGAGGUGAUACAAGGGGUUGAGAUGGGUGGCCACAGGGUGCUGGCUACCAUCGAACAUGGCUCGACCAAGGCUAAGAGCGUGGUCAAGUGUCGAUAUCUAGUCGGUGCAGACGGCGGUCGAUCAUUUGUACGACGAGCUAUGAACAUCCCCUUUGACGGCUCCUCGAGCGAAGACAAAUGGGUUCGCGUUGACGGCGUCAUCGAAACCGACAUCCCAAAGCCCAGAACCUACUGCGCCAUUGAAUCACCUACUCACGGAAAUGUCCUCUGGGCAGCGCUAGACCGAGGCGCAACGCGCAUCGGCUUCGCAUUCACAGCCGAGCGACAGAAAGUGUAUAAAGUCUUCGACGAAGCUGCCGCCGUGAAAGAAGCCAUUGCAUCCGUUAAGCCAUUCAACCUUUCAUUUAAACAAGUAGAUUGGUGGACUAUCUACGUCGUCGGGCAGCGCAUCGCCCGUUCCUUCUUCGUAAACGACUCUAUCUUCCUCGCCGGUGACGCAUGCCAUACGCACAGUUCUGGCGCAGCGCAAGGCAUGAACACCGGUAUGCACGACGCUGUGAAUCUAGGCUGGAAACUCUCCCUCGUCCUCCGGGGUCUCGCUAAACCGGACCUCUUGCAUUCGUACGAAGCGGAACGGCUGCCUAACGUACAGCGGUUGAUCAAUUAUGACAAGGAUAUCUCGCGCCUCAUGACGAUGCAGUUGCCAGAGGGUUGGACGGGUGAUCCAAAUGCGGAUCCGAAUGAGAUACUGGGUGUAGUGAUGGCGGAAGCGGCCACGUUUAGUAGUGGUUUGGGUAUCUACUAUGAACCGGAUUCUUACUUGAACCUUACGCAGAGUUCGGGUAUAUCGUCGGUGCAGCCUGGUCAGCGCGCACCAGAUGUCAGGCUGCAGAAACCUGCGACGUUUGAAUCUACGCGACUGCAAACCGAGACACCGAAUACGGCAAGAUUUUAUGUUGUGCUUUUCGCUGGAGAGGUGGCGCGCACGAAAAUCGCUGUGGCGUCGUUUAUGGCAGCGAUCGAGAAGCUCUCUUGGCUGAGUGAUUCAGACGCUCCGGUAUCAUGCCUUUCCAUUAUCGCAGGGCCGGGUGGGUCGUCAGCGUAUGAGACAUUGGGCGGUAUGCCGUUCGGUCGCGUGUUUUACGAUGAAGAUUGUAGUGCGCAUUUGAGCGUCAUGGCUGAGCCUGCCAGUCAAGUGGUGUCUGAAUCUAGUGCAGCAGAGAGAGAGUUUCUUAAAGCUGCUCAAGGAGACAGAUACAACUCCCGUUCUUGGAAGGAUUUGAAGACAAGCUCCCAUUUCGAGGAUUGGCAGGGAGUCGAAAUGUUUCUGAGGUCGAAUGAUCGAAGAGAUCACGUUACCCACUUUCUUAGAGUGCCAGUAAAGGACGGGACAACAUCGUCGAUUUUCAAAGACAGACUUGAACAUCUAUUGCCACUCGGCUCACCAGAGAUUACAAGCGGCCAUGACAAUCAUGCUAUGCGAGGUCAAAUCGGUACUGUCAGCGUGUUGGUGGAGACGCCUAGUCAUUGCAUGCCGUACGUGUAUCUCUCAUUGUUACAGGAAAGGUCUGAAGUAUCGACGGUAGUGUUGGUGUACGCAACAGAGGAUGAUCCGACGGACUGGCUAGAUGAGGAUGACAGCCAACCGUCUUUUACUUUGGUCUACAAGCUUUUGCUUUCGUACAUGACAUCCGUCAUUGGAAAAGCUAAGAGAAUCGACGCAAAAAUUCGCCUCGUAGAAGCGGCCUUGGAAUCAAGAGACAUGGCCAGUCUGAGCGACCUACUUCACCAACUAAAUGUUAUCAGCCAUGAGAUCAGAGCCUCCAACUUCGAGCAUCAGGCGCUUUUCAGUCGAAAAGCUGCCAUAUGGGUAUUUCCCGCUAUGGAGCGCGCAGGCCGCAGUACAUGGGGUCACCGGCUGCGGGAGAUAAGUGAUUCGAUGGAAGCUUGGCAGCCAAGCAAGCAGAAAGAACGCAUUUCGGAGCUGCGCAUACAUACCGAUGAUGUUAGGGACGAACUGCGUCAAAAACGAGAAGAAGAACGGCAGAAGCGGGAAGACGCUCGGCAAGAACGAGAAGAAAUACGAGCAAUAAAGGAACAAGAGCGUCUCGACGAGAGCAUAAGGAUUGCCAAAGAGACGAAACGCGACAGCCGUACUAUGCGUGGCAUAGCUUGGGUUACCAUUGCGUUCCUACCCGCAACGUUUGUGGCCUCAUUCUUCGGCAUGAAUUUCUUUAAUGGCAUUGCAGGAAACGUUCCAUUCGACGACGCAAGUCACAAUGUCUGGCUUUUCUUCGCAAUCGCCGUACCAGUUAGCGGCGUUGUUCUGUUUACGUUCUACUUUUGGGACGAGUACGAGAGGAAGAAGGAUGAGAAGAAGGUGGAUGGAGAGAGGACCUCUACGAUCAGUUCGUGA
Alternaria burnsii is the source of this 2859-nucleotide messenger RNA. Its product is annotated as 3-(3-hydroxy-phenyl)propionate hydroxylase. NCBI's taxonomy places the organism in Eukaryota, Fungi, Ascomycota, Dothideomycetes, Pleosporales, Pleosporaceae. Bases 1 to 2859 code for a protein of 952 amino acids. The transcript is spliced from 6 exons. Gene Ontology annotation, cellular component: membrane. Gene Ontology annotation, biological process: metal ion transport; transmembrane transport. The record is from RefSeq and is a predicted model, not a curated record. Gene Ontology annotation, molecular function: metal ion transmembrane transporter activity; FAD binding.